CCUCCGUCCCUCCCUUCCUGUGGGAGGCGCCCGGCGCCGCUAGAAAAGGACCGGCAGCCGCGGAGACACCGGAGUGGAGCGCCGCUGGAAGCCGGCAGGUAGAUUUGCCUUCUCGGCUCUUCUCCUUUGUGGACCUCCCGUCUGGGUGCAGCGAUGUGGUUCUUGGACAAGAUCAGACCGCCGCAGGGCAGCAGGAACCUCCCGUGUGCCUCCUUCCUGGGCCUGCCACCCGGCCAACAUCUGCUGGAAAAAGCCCGCCUGGGGGCUGCUGCUUUCCCCAACGUGCUCACCCCGGACAGAAUCCCGGAGUUCUGCAUCCCCCCCCGGCUGAGCACCGCUGCUCCUGCUCAGGGUCCCGGCUCCCGCCAGCACCACGGUUCAGAGGAUGCACGUCUCAGUUCCUCUGACCACAGCUCCGGUUAUUCUUUGCCGCACUUCAUCCAGGUGGAAAGUGCUGAAGAGUUCCCAGCGCUGGAGGAAGAAGGCACCAACUCAGACCCGCAGUCCCAAGCCGCGCUCUCCCUGCCUCACUUCCCCAGAGCUCCCACUUCCUACGGCUUCUGCACCUUGCUGGAGAGUCCCCACACCAGGAGAAAGGAAUCGAUCUUCCACGGUGACACGUGCGGGGCUCUGCCCAGCCUGACGCUGCCUCGAUCCAGAGCUAACACGUUCGGUGGCAAAGGGAACACGUCCAAUCCCAUUGCUAUCAGCUUCACUUCGGUAAGGCUGCCUCCCAGGCACCUGCACAGGCAGGGUGCUUGUGACAGUGACACUGCCUCCUCCAGCGACUCCUCUCCUUUCAGCUCCCCACUUCUCAGCAGAUCGCCUCCCAGAUCCUGCUCCUUGAUCAAGGCACGAAGUCAGGAAGGAUUGCUCUGCCGAGCACUGAAGGCCAAGAACAAAUCUGGCAUGUCCAGGAAUAAUUCUCUGUCUACAGAAGAGAGCAGCUCCACUGAUAACAGCCCCAGUGCCAUCAGGCGGGCCUCGGAGGGGCGGCUCGCUGCACGGAGCUGCAGUGUGUCUUGUUCUCCCCUCUUUCCCCUGGACUUUGCCCAAGGCCGGCAGAGACUGGUGGGAGAGAGCACCGUAGUCAUGGACAAGGGGGGCAUGUUGAGACUGUCAGCUGAAUACUGCUCAGAAAAUGAAAGGCUGAGGAUCCGUCUGAUCAGUGCAGAGGGUUUAUAUGAUGACUCUGUAGAGCCCAAAAACAUAAACUGCUGCAUUACCCUCUCCCUGGUGCCAGGGAAAACACAGAAACAGAGAAGCACUGUUAUAAAGAGAAGCAGGAAUCCCAUCUUCAAUGAGGACUUCUUUUUUGAUGGCAUUGCAGAAGAAGAACUGCUCAGCCACUCUGUGAGGAUGAAAGCAACAAAUAAAGGGUGCAGCAUGAAACGGGACUACACCUUAGGAGAACAGGAAUUGUCUUUAAUGAGUAUGUUGUCCUUGUAAUACUACAAACAGACCCACUUUGUAUUCUGAAAGUUUUCUACUAAAUAAAGUUUUGGUUUCUUUUUCUUAUAGAAUACUUGAAAA
Lagopus leucura (white-tailed ptarmigan) is the source of this 1533-nucleotide messenger RNA. Its product is annotated as C2 calcium-dependent domain-containing protein 4C-like. The transcript is spliced from 2 exons. The coding region runs from base 154 to 1449 and encodes 431 amino acids. The record is from RefSeq and is a predicted model, not a curated record. Lineage: Eukaryota; Metazoa; Chordata; Aves; Galliformes; Phasianidae.